Heterotrigona itama is the source of this 2300-nucleotide messenger RNA. NCBI's taxonomy places the organism in Eukaryota, Metazoa, Arthropoda, Insecta, Hymenoptera, Apidae. The record is from the annotation of a GenBank genome assembly.
AUGAAAUUAGUAUCAUCAUACAAUCCAACUCUAAACAGAAUAGACGGAAAUCGACGAAAUUCGAAAAUGCAUCUUUGCAGUCUGAAAGUUGAAAAUACAUAUUCUUUCCUUCAUAAUUAUUAAUAUAUGAUAUAUAUAAUUUUUAAUAAGUAGAUUGCAUUCUAUAAUUUACGUUAUAUUAAUUUCUGAAAGUUUAAAUAUCACAGACGUAUAAAACUCUAUUUACUUUAUUCAUUUUUCCUAGGAAAAAAAAAAAAAAAAGAAACAACUAUUUCAGAAAGUUCUGUUUUCCCCUGAGAUCUGACUCACUGUUAACACCAAUUUCAACGCACGAUGAAAAAUUAACAUCUCGAAAUAGUCGAACCUAAAACCAGUCCAAUCAUAGUGCGAGACACGGCCUUUAAAACGCAUUUUGUUUCACGUCGAUAUCGUAAACGGUUGCCGAGAUACAGGGCCCGAAAUCCGCUUGGCCAACGUGUACACGGGGGGAGGAUGAAUGGGCCAGUCAUCGCUGUGACCUACAUCUUUUUCCUGGAAAUGCGUACGCGCGAUAGUAAAUAGUAAAAAAACUGCUGACUCGGCGUCUGCACUGACCAGCGCACAUGGCGCGGCCUCGCGGUAGGUCAGUGCACGCGGUGCGAGCGAGAGAGCCGAGCGCGCGACAAGAACAGACAUAGCGAGAUAUUAAAAAUUAUCGUUCGCUUCCGACGACGAUAUCUCGGCAACCGGAUGUCCGAUCGGCACGAAACGAAAACUGUCUCACAGAGGAAGGUUCCGCCCGUACGACAGUGUCGAUUUUGUCGGAGGAUUUUCAUCAAGUUCGUUAUUAUAACCGGUCACAUUUUGAGGAAUUUUAAUACGUAGAGCAGAUUUUUCGGGCAUGUCUUGUAUUUUAUAUAUUUUAAGUAUGUCGUGUGAGAAAAUUUUUUUUUAAUCUCGUUACAAUGAUAGAUGUAGUUUCGAGUAAUUUUGAUUCGGCUUGAGGGGACUUUAGAAGGAAUAAUUUAUUGUAUUUUGCAUUUUAUAGUUACGGGAGAACGUUUUGGUCUUUUUAAAAAAUUUUUGUUCAUUUCGGUGAUAAUUUUGAAUAAUUUUAAUAUAGACUGUUGAGAUGUUUAAGGGCUAAUGGGGAGGAAGAUAUAUUUGGUAUCAUUAGGUGUAUUUUAUAUUUUUAAUUAAGAACAAUCACUUUAAUGAUAGAACAUUACGAUUGGUACAACAAUUAUUUUCUUAGAAGAACUUACACCUGUAAACUGUUAAUCUUUUAAUCUAUUAAUCUUACAGAAGUUAUUUCUUUUAAUUAACAUUGUUUCAUUAUGUCUACUUCCCAUAUCUAAACUAUUCUUUAACUUUACACCAAGUGCUCCGAUUAUUUCAAAAUUCCUAGACAACUAGCCUCAUUAAAAUUCCACUUUCACCAUAUGAAAUUACAAUUUUCUCUUUCCAAACCCUAAAAUCUCACAUUUAGUCUAUCCUUUAAUCACUACUAAACCUUUCAAAAUUCCAGUUCCGCGGUUGUACCAGAGAAACUUGGAACUCUGGUAUAAAGCACAAGUCCCUAAAACUCCAAAUAAUCUAGUUCUCCCUCAGUCGAAAGAAUUGAACUAUCUAUCCUUUAAUCACUGCUAAACCUUCCAAUUAUUUCUAAAAAUUCCAUUUCCACAAUUGUACUAGAGAAAUUUUAGUGUAAAGCACAAGUCUCUGAAACUCCAAAUAUAGUUCUCCCUCAGUCGAAAGAAUUGAACUAUCUAUCCUUUAAUCACUGCUAAAACUUUGUCAAAUUUCCAAAAUUCCAGUUCCGCUGUUUGUACCAGAGGAACUUGGAACACUAGUAUAAAGCACAAGUCCCUCAAACUCCAAAUAAUAUAAUUGUCCCGAAAGAAUUAAACACGACAGAAGACGAUUUCUCUUUUCCAUCGAAAAAAAAAAAAAAAAAAAAAAAAAAAAACAAAACAGUGGUGCCGGACUCGACGACGCCUGGGCAAUCGGACCCGCUGGACCCCCUGAGCAGCCUAAUGUCGACGACACCGAGCCAAAGGUACCAGGACUACGUCUCUCCCAGGUCCCUGUCCACCGACUCGAGCACCACGGAGAGCCCCGUGCACGAGGAGCAAGGAUUCGGUCAAAAUUACGGCAACUACUUCCCAACGCCCGGCGUGCUGCCCAGCAUCCUCUAUUCCCAGCUGUACGGGAAUCAAUUUCAAAAUUCGGAGAGCCCCGAGCAGAGAGCAGUGGCUGACAGCUGCAACGUGAGACAAGAGGAAGUCAGGCCGGACAACAACGUCUGGAGGCCUUACUGA